Paramisgurnus dabryanus is the source of this 10914-nucleotide messenger RNA. It is a transcript of the gene myo10l1, whose product is annotated as myosin X, like 1. Lineage: Eukaryota; Metazoa; Chordata; Actinopteri; Cypriniformes; Cobitidae. Gene Ontology annotation, biological process: axon extension. Gene Ontology annotation, molecular function: ATP binding; protein binding; cytoskeletal motor activity. The record is from RefSeq and is a predicted model, not a curated record. Gene Ontology annotation, cellular component: axonal growth cone; myosin complex; cytoskeleton.
GCAGUACCACCAACACACACAAACCAACCAACCACACAGAUGAACAAUAUUUAGAUGUUAUUUAUGUAGCCUACUUUACUGUAUUGUAAGCCAUAGCUGGUUUUAUGUGUCAACAAGGCUUGAGGGCGACAUAGGUAUUAGAAUAUAGCUCGAUGCUUGAUUCUUUUAUUGGCAGUAAGCUUUGAUUUUAUAGUCUUGCAGACACUGCAUGUCAUGAAGGCGUAUUUCCUCUAGUUUUACCUCAGGUAUUCACGGUAAAAGCGCGAACUUGAGGGGCCGUCUUUACGCACGGUGCGCCGCCCCACCGGAGACGCGCGUGCGGACACGGACUCAUUCGCUCUCGUCCGGAUGCCGGAGUCAUCGCGGCACGCGCGUGGACAGUGGUUUUUGAUUUACUAUAAAGAAAUAUACUGAAACGAAACACCUGACCGUUUUAUUUUUUAUACCAUCUGUCGUUUCCCUCGCUACACGCUUUGCCAGUUCACACAGGAAUGCAGUGCCCCGUGCUUCAUACACGUUCGUGAAUGGAAAGCAUCUGCAUAACAGACAUAAAUCUUGUCGAACGUUUCUCAAACCCUCUGCAUUUUUGUGAUUGAUCAGCUGGGCACCGGGACAGCGUCCUCCUGCAGCCUUUUUAAGGGAAGAUGGAGACCUUCUUCGCGGAGGGUGCUCGGGUGUGGGUGAAUCAUAAAGAUCAGCUGCUUCCGUGUACUGUGAACUCAUGUGGAGAUGCGACACUGGUACUCACCACUGACUACGGCGAGGUGGUAUACCUGCAGCAUGCGGAGGUCAACAGGGAGAAGGUGUUCACCAUGCACCAGAGCAGCAUUGAUGGAGUGGAGGACAUGUCAACCCUGGCGGAUCUCCAUGAAGCUGCUAUCAUGCACAACCUCCAUCAGCGAUACCGGAAAGACAACAUCUAUACUAACAUAGGUUCAAUACUAGCAGCUGUAAACCCAUAUAAGCAGAUCAAAGGCCUGUACGAGAUCUCUGCAGUGGAGCUGUACAGUCAGCAUCAUCUGGGCGAGCUGCCGCCUCAUAUCUUUGCUGUGGCCAAUGAGUGUUAUCGCUGCUUAUGGAAGAGACAUGACAGCCAGUGUGUACUGAUCAGUGGUGAAAGUGGAGCUGGGAAAACAGAAAGCACCAAACUAUUGAUACAGUUCCUGUCCGUCAUGAGCCAGAACACAGCCGGGGCGCCACCUACAGAGAAGAGUACACGUGUGGAGCAAGCCAUCGUACAGAGCAGCCCCAUCAUGGAAGCCUUUGGAAAUGCCAAAACUGUCUACAACAACAACUCCAGUCGCUUUGGGAAAUUUAUUCAGCUUCAUUUUUCUCAAAGCGGGAACAUUCAGGGUGGAUGCAUCGUCCACUAUUUGCUUGAAAAGAAUCGAGUGGUCAGGCAGAACCCAGGCGAGAGAAACUAUCACAUAUUUUACGCUUUGCUGGCCGGAACAAACAAAAGCCAAAAGGAAACAUAUUUACUGGAAGACUCCCCUGAGAUGUUUCACUACCUGAGUCAGUCUGGAUGUGUAAAGGACCGUAGUCUUGAUGACAAGAAACUUUUUGAUGAUGUCAUGGAGGCUUUGAAAGUCAUGGAGUUCACAGAAGAGGAGAUCAGAGAUAUGUUCAAACUGUUGUCUGGAGUUCUGCAGCUUGGCAAUGUGGAGUUCAUGACAGCAGGUGGCGCUCAGAUCACCACCAAGCAAGUUCUCAGUAAUGUGAGUGAUCUUCUGGGCCUGGACUGUUUCCAGUUAUCUGAGGUUCUGACCCAGCGUUCAAUGAUCCUCAGAGGAGAAGAGAUUUGCUCCCCAUUGACAGUGGAACAGGCGACAGAUUCUAGGGAUUCGGUUGCCAUGGCGCUGUACUCACAAUGCUUUUCAUGGAUCAUCAUGCGAAUUAACCAAAAGAUAAAGGGCAAAGACAAUUUUAAAUCCAUCGGGAUUCUCGACAUCUUCGGCUUUGAGAACUUUGAGGUAAACCGGUUUGAACAGUUCAACAUUAAUUACGCCAAUGAGAAACUACAAGAAUAUUUCAACAAACAUAUCUUCUCGCUGGAGCAACUGGAGUACAACAGGGAAGGGAUUCAUUGGGAAGCCAUUGACUGGAUGGACAAUGCAGAAUGUCUGGAUCUGAUAGAGAAGAAACUGGGCAUGUUAGCUUUGAUUAACGAAGAGAGUCGAUUCCCAAAAGGCACUGACUUUACGCUGCUGGAGAAACUACACAGUAGACACUCUACAAAUCCCUACUAUGUGAAGCCCAGACUGGCAGACCAUCAGUUUGGUAUUAAGCAUUAUGCUGGAGAGGUCUUGUAUGAUGUGAGAGGGAUUUUAGAGAAGAACAGAGACACAUUUCGAGAUGAUAUCCUGAACAUGCUGAAGGAUAGUCGACUGGAUUUCAUCUAUGAUUUGUUUGAGCAAGUGAGCAGCAGAAACAGUGAGGAGACUCUUAAGAUGGGCACGGCCAGAAAAAAGCAAACCGUCAGCUCUCAGUUCAGAGACUCUCUUCAUUCCCUAAUGGCCACUCUCAGCGUGUCCAACCCAUUUUUUGUGCGUUGCAUCAAACCCAACAUGGAUAAGAACCCAAGCAAGUUUGACCCAGAUGUGGUUCUGAAUCAGUUGCGCUAUUCUGGUAUGCUGGAAACGGUGAAGAUCCGCAGAGCUGGAUUUCCCGUCCGGCGCACAUUUAAAGAUUUCUUUAGCAGGUACAAAAUCAUUCUUAAAGAGAAAGAAAAGGCAGCCGUGGCCUCCAGUGGAGAUGAGAAGAAGAAUAGCACAGAUCUGCUGACGCGCUAUGACUGGACCAAGAAGGGAUGGCAGCUUGGGAAAACCAAAGUGUUCUUAAAGGAGCCCCUAGAACAGAAGCUGGAAAAGGAAAGAGAUGAAGUGCGGAGUAAAGCUGGACUCGUCAUACGAGCCUAUCUUCUGAGAUACACCGCUAGAAAGAACUUUAAAAAGGCUCGGGCCAGCAUUAUGACAAUUCAGAAGAACUAUCGCGCUCAUCUCUAUCGGCGGCGGUUUCUACGAAAACGUUCAGCCGCACUGGUCCUUCAGAAACACAGGCGAGGGCAGGUGGCCCGAGGAGUCUGUCGCAAACUACGAGAGGAGAAGAAGAAGAGAGAGGAGGAGGAGACGAAAAAGAAGGAGGAAGAGGAGAAGAAAACCAAUGUGAAGGAGGGAGAGAAAGAAACAGCACAGUCUCCACAAUCCAUAGAGGAGGAGACCCGGCAGAUGGAGGAGAUCCUGCGUUUGGAGAGAGAGAUCGAACGUCUACAGAAGCAAAGAGAAGACGGCGUGUCCAUGCUGUGCGAGACCUCAAGACAGGAACUUUGUUUACGUCGUGAUGCUGAGGCCUUGCGUCAAAAAAAGCAGGCUUCCCGUGCCGCCACGGAAUUCCUCGACCUGCUAGACACCGGAGGACCAGAGGUCAUCCCUGGUGAACCUAAACAAUCCACCUCCAGACCGACAACCACCACUGAGGAAGAGGUAGAUGAAGGCUUCCAUGCCGAGGAAGAGUGCAUUCCACUGCAGGAGUUCCCUCCUCCAAUAGAAGGUCCUGUAGAUCAGGAGAUCUUAGCUACUCUGCCACCUCCACCUCCUGACUUUGCCGAGGGCAUGGUGGCACCGUCCGCUCCCAACCUUCCACCUGGGGCUCCUCCCCCACCUCCUCCACCACCUCCGCCUCCUCCUCCACCACCUCCUCCUCCACUCCCUGGUGAAACCAAACAGGAACCUCCAAAGCCUGCUGAGUCAAAAACAGUUGAUGAUGCAAAAAAGGAGGCAGAGGACGUGGAUCGCACCAGCAAGCUGACCGCAGCCGAAUCUCUACCGGACACAGAGGAACCCAUCUAUAGCCAGGUUGAGACAGGUGAUGGCGAGUCAGACUAUGACCAGGAUGAGCUGGAGGACGGACAGAGCAGCACUGCAGCGAUGGACGGAGAACACGCACGCAAAUCUACCUGCACCAACGCAAGCCAGGAGUCCUACAACCGUAGUUCAGAUUCAUAUGCCGACAGUGAUGAAGAUCAUGACGGUGGUGCAGACACAGACGAGGAGGUGUCCAAUGGUAGAGUCAACAUCUUGAAUGGGAACGGACCUCCAUAUUUCCACAGUUACCUUUACAUGAAAGCCGGUCUGAUGAUCCCGUGGCGCAGGCGUUGGUGCGUUCUGAAGGACGAAACCUUCAUGUGGUUUCGUUCCAAGCAGGAGUCUUUAAAGUCGGGCUGGCUGUAUAAAAAGGGAGGAGGUUUGUCCACGCUCUCCCGCAGGAACUGGAAAAUGCGUUGGUUCGUCCUGCGUGACACCAAACUCAUGUAUUACGAUAAUGACAGCGAAGAGAAGCUGAAAGGGACCAUCGACAUCCGCUUUGCCAAAGAGAUCGUGGAUAAUCAUGAGAAGGAAAAUGCUCUGAACAUCGUGACAGAUGAGAGAACGUACCAGGUGUUUGCCGAGUCGCCAGAGGACGCCAGCGGCUGGUUUAACGUGUUGAGUCGGGUCGCCACCGCCUCACCAGAGCAACUGCUGGAGAUGUCUCACGAACAGGCCAACCCGAAGAACGCUGUGGGCACAUUGGAUGUUGGACUAAUAGACUCGGUGUGUGCUUCGGAUAAUCCCGACAGGCCUAAUUCAUUUGUGAUCAUCACGGCCAAUCGUGUGAUUCACUGUAACUCAGACCUGCCGGAGGAAAUGCAUCACUGGAUCAGUCUGUUGCAGAAACCCAAAGGAGAAUCCAAGAGUGAUGGACAGGAGUUCCUGGUCAGAGGUUGGCUGCACAAAGAGAUGAAGUCUGGGGCCAAGAGUUCUGCUCUUAAACUGAAGAAACGCUGGUUCGUCUUAACCAGCAACUCUCUGGACUACUUCAAGUCAUCUGAACGCAACGCAUGCAAGAUGGGCACUCUGGUUUUGAAUAGCUUGUGCUCUGUGGUCCAGCUCGAGGAGAAAAAGUUUAAAGAGACAGGUUACUGGAACAUCAUAGUUCAUGGUCGUAAACAUUCUUAUCGUCUGUACACCAAGAUGCUCAAUGAGGCAAUGCGCUGGGUAUCUGCCAUUCAGGGUGUCAUUGAGAAUAAACCACCCAUUGAAACACCCACCCAGCAGCUCAUAAGAGACAUCAAGGAGAACAGUGUGAACUCUGAGGCUGUGGAACAAAUGUAUCGUCGAAACCCCAUCCUUAGAUAUACCCAGCAUCCCUUGCAUUCACCUCUCCUGCCUUUGCCAUACGGAGAGGUCAGCGAACCUUUGCAAAAGGAGAAGGGAUACGGAAGCCUGCAGGAUGAGGCAGUGAAGAUCUUCAACUCGCUUCAGGAGAUGGAGAUAGUCUCAGACCCUGUCCCCAUCAUCCAGGGCAUCCUGCAGACCUGCCACGACCUGCGGCUGCUGAGAGACGAGGUGUACUGUCAGCUGAUCAAACAGACCAAUCACGUGCCCCAACCCAACAGUCCGGCGAACCGCGCCCACUGGCACCUUCUCACCUGCAUGAGCUGCACCUUCCUGCCUAGCCGUGCCAUCCUGCGAUACCUCAGAUUCCACCUAAAAAGGGUAAGGGAGCGCUACGCUGGCACAGAGAUAGAGAAGUAUGCACAUUUCAUUGGUGAGACCCUGAAGAAGACAAAGACCAGGGAGUAUGUGCCCUCUCAGGAAGAAAUCGCCGCCCUGCUGAUCAGGCAGGAAAUGACAACUACUGUAUAUUGCCAUGGAGGGGGAUCUUGCAAGAUAUCCAUCAACUCGCACACAACAGCCGGAGAGGUGGUAGAGAAACUGAUUCGUGGUCUGGCGAUGGAAAACAGCAGAAACAUGUUCUCACUGUUUGAGCACAACAAGGUGGAGAGUCGGGCCAUGGAGAGCCGUGUCAUUGUGGCAGAUGUUCUUGCCAAGUUUGAGAGGUUGGCAGGUGGUGAGGAAGAGGAUGACGAUGGUCCCUGGAGGCUGUAUUUUAAGCUCUAUUGUUUCCUGGAUGUUGAAAGCAUGCCUAAAGAGGGAGUAGAAUUUGCCUUCAUGUUUGAGCAGGCUCACGAGAGUCUCAUCAGUGGUCAUUUUCCCGCCUCUGAGGAGACCCUCCAGCACUUGGCGGCCCUGCGCUUACAGUACAUCCACGGCGAUGUGGCCCGUACACCCUGGAGCCUGAGCAGCGUGUACCCGGUCGGGCGUCUCCGAGCGCGGAUCUUUCAGUCCACUAAAGCAGGGGUCGCUGGCGCACAGGCUGGUAUCUCAGGGCCAGGAGGUCAUACUUUAGAAAGACGUAAGCCCAACUUCCUGGAUGGAACCCUGAGACGCAGCUUAAAGACCGGGUCGACGAAGAAACAGCGUGUGGAGGAGGAACAGAUGCUGGAGAUGUUUGUGAAGGAAGAGAUGUCGGCCACUCUCACAAGUGUGUUGGAGAAAUGGAGUCGCCUGCAGGGGAUGCCUCAACACCAGGCCAUGCUCAGUUACAUGACCAUCAUCAAAGAGUGGCCGGGAUAUGGAUCAACACUGUUUGAUGUGGAGUGUAAGGAGGGGGGCUUUCCUCAUGACCUGUGGUUGGGUGUAAGUGCUGAAAACGUCUCGGUGUACAAACGUGGUGAUCCCAAACCACUUGAGACCUUCCAGUACGAGCACAUCGUUUUCUUUGGAGCACCUCAGCCCAGCACAUACAAAAUCAUUGUUGAUGAAAGAGAGAUGUUCUUCGAAACGCCUCAGGUGGGUGAAAUCACAAAGAUCAUGAAGGCGUACAUCAACAUGAUAGUUAAAAAGCGCUGCAGUAUCAUGUCUGUCACCAGCAACAGCAGUGCCUGGAUGAGGUGAUCAACACCAACCAGAGAUCUUAAAGCAGCCAGGAGGAUGAUAGUGUGUUUACGGUGGAAUAAAGGGCUGAUCGUGGAUUCAGAAGAGUGAGACAGCAGAGAUUUCAACUCUAUGGGGAUUAUAACUUAAACUCCCUUUGUCGUACCUGUCUCGUAUACAACAGCACACUCCAGCUAUUUAGUUGUUGUUUUUUUAUUUCACUUUUACGAAGCACAAUGACGCCUCACUGUUCUCACCCACCCUACUGCCAGCACUAAUAACUAAUAACCAAACCCGGUUAGUUCUCACUAUCCUUAUUUUUCAGUCUGUGAUGGUGCAGUUAACAGUUAACAACCUGUAACUUUAUUAACCAGUAGUUUUCCUGAGGUGUGGAUGUCAUGUUUGUGUAUAAGAACAGAGUAUGGAUUAUAGAGUUCCUGGUUCACCUAUGGAGCCAUUUUGCAAGUGCGGUACGCAGCGAUCACACUAGUCAAACGAACCAGAUUUGUGGGUAUGGUUCGGUACGCAUAGUGUAAGUAAACCCUAACGCCAUGACUGAUGAUGGCCGUUUGGAGAGCUUCUGGAGUACAGGCAGUAAGCCAAUCAGAUACCAGUAUAUUUGGAGUGCCUGUUCUGUGGCCAGCAUUUUGUGGAAAUCAGCCAACAGAGCCCUUACAGCACUGACUGUGUGCACACAUUUAAGACUAUUCACGCAUUAUCAAUGUAACAACAAACGUCUUGUUUUGUAUUAAAUGGCAGAGUCUAUACUUAAAUAUGCUAAUGUGUUACAUUUGAAAGUGAGUUGAUGUAUUUACAUGCACCAUUUUCCUUCUUUUUUACUGUAAUUUUGCCAGUCAUGCAAUGCUUGUGUAACUUAUGCUGUACCAGUGCACAAAAGCAUACCCAGUGAGUGCAACAUUGGCCUAAAAGCUUAACGUUAAAGAGAAACGGUCUAUGCUACAACUUGGGUAACUUGGGUGCUGUAUUUCGGAAAUGUGAACAGAGAUUGGAUUAUUGUUGAGUAUCAUAUAAAGCAGUGCCAAGCCUGUAUAUCCAUGCAAGGAAUGCAAAGGCCCCAAACUAUUAUUUGUGGCAUGUGGUAUUGGGGAACGACAUUUAAAAAAUAUAUGUGAUAUAUAUAAAUUGAAUUAUCUUAACAUUCAAUAUAAAUUACUUGUUAAUAUUAAUAGGAAUAUAUUAUGAAAAAUCCACUUUUACAAGGUGUUUGGGCAUAAAUAAAAUACCCAUUUAAAGGUGCUCUAAGCGAAUUCACGCGUUUUAUGCCAUAAAACAUUUUUUGUUUCAUACAGUAAACAUCUCCUCACUAUCUGCAAGCUGCCUGUCCUCUGAACACACUGUAAUGUAAAAAAACGCGGUCUCUGCAGACAGCCCGGGCUCUGCAAACUGCAACAAAAACAGAGUGGUCAAACCUACCACUACGAAACAUAAAAAAGUGUUCCAGCCAAUAAAUGACAAGAAGGAUUUGGGGGUGGGGUUGGGGCGCCUUCCUGACUCGUUCAGAAAGCACAGAAGGGAGGGGAGGAGUUAGCUACGCUCCAUUUUGUUUGACAACACUUUGAACUUCAACAGGAAGGGACGUCAAACAGAUUCGCUUAGAGCGCCUUUAACCAAAGCAGUCUCAUUACUGUGCGAUCACACCAGUGGCGGUAGAGGCGGCAAACACGUGCUAUUCACGCAAAGUUGGACGAUUGAACAUUUUGAGUUUUCUCGCUUCAUUCGCGCAUCAUUCCAGACAUUCACGCGGACAUUUCUCCACUCCCUCCCUGUAAUUACAUCACUAUUAACUCUUUCCCCGCCAUUGACGAGAUAUCUCGUCAAUUAAGAGAAAACGCUUCCCCGCCAAUGACGAGAUUUUCUGUCUUUCCGCAAUACCGCUAUUAUCCACCAGGUGGCGACUUCCGCAACUUUUUAAAACCGGAAGUAUUGCCCUAUGGCAAGCUGCUGCAUGUCCGUGUCUGUUUUAAAGAUCGCUCUGGAUGGGAUCUCUAUGAAAAGUCCGUCACAAAAAUGGAAUUAUUUUUGCUUUUUGCUCAAAAUAUGGUGUUUUUGCAAAAACCUACCCAUAUUCAAAAGCUGUUUGCAAAAGAACCACUAAAGGUAGGAUGAAACGGGUUUUUUUGUUUGAAAGCAGAGGGUCUGUUCUUUCAUUUGGUAUAUCGUAUGUUUAUUUAUUUAAAGAAGAACAUUUUCUGGAAGGCAUUAAACUUUGGUGAAAAUCAUGAAAAACACUGGCGCUGGCUGGCAACUUUUUUUUAAAAACGCUGGCGGUGAAAGAGUUAAGGUGCGAAUAUCCGCCAAAGUUUAGAUUUUUCAACUCGCCCAUUUUCCGCGGCAACACUCAAUUCGCUCAGUUCCUCGCUAUUCGCACUGUGCCAUUCGCACGUACCAUGCCGCAGGAUGCCCAUUCGCGUAUUUGCAUUGACUUUAACAUGUAAAUCACUCGCGCUUGCCGCCUCUUCCCCGUCUGGUGUGGAUGCCACAUUAGACAUGCUGUUUUGAUUCUCUUCUUAAUGUUACGUCACACUGAUAAAGCCCCACCCACAGUCACUUUUUGACUGGUUAAAUUUACCCAAACGUUUGUUUGUUAGCACAUUGUAGCGCUAAUGCGUCUAAAUAUACUAUAGUCUCAGGCUGUAUUCACAACAAUUACAUCACUUUUUAACCAAAACCGCUCACUGUCUGUUGGUAAGGGAAUGAGGGGCUGUAGCUCAUUUGCAUUUAAAGGUACACACAUGAAAACAGCACUUUUUUGGACAUGUACAAAUAAUUUGUGGGAUAUUUUAAGCUGAAACUUAACAACUUUCUAGGCACACCUGAGACCUAUAUUACAUCUUUAAAAUAAUAUGUGCCCUUUAAAAUCUAGCACAAAGACUAAAAGCCACACAACUCGCAUUUUGAUUUCAUGAGGACUUUAAAGAACAGCUUGACCAACCAGCAAAGGAUCUCACGUUUGGCAUAUCGGUUUCUCAGAUGGAUCAACUGCUUUGUACCAAACCUGCCUAUCAAACAUCACCAUUAACUUUUAAUAACAUCUCGUAUACAGAGACACACAUUUAGAAGUUUGCAAUCUUUUAUCGUGAAUAUUACUUUGCUUGUUGGCAUUUUGUCAUCUACCGCAAGGCCCAAGCGAGUUUGUUUCUCGUCAUGGUAGAUCUUCAUACAUUAGGUGUUCUUACCCAUUUUAGACUGUUGCCAAGCAGCCACAGAGAAACAGGCAAGAGACUCUUGAUCUACACAGAAUGAGUUUGUCUGUUGUUUUUUUGUGCGAGUAUAAUCCUGCAAUAGUAUCUGUGAAAUGUUGCUGUUUGAUAUGCAAAUGAUAUUUGUCAGUGUAAUGCAAUUAUUUUGUGAAUGUGUAUGUCUGAAUUUACCAGUUAUUGAAAAACAGAAGAGAAAGGGAUUAUUAUGAAGAAAGUGUUUAGAUGUAUGGCUAUUUCCGAGUGUGAAUUAUGAUCAUAUUUAUAAAAUAUUUAAAUAUAGAAGGGGUAAGGGUUUGGUGUAUUUAUCUGUUAUGAUUUGAUAUACAGUAUUUCUUGUGAUGAGGUGUAACAAAGAGUGUGUAUGUGUGUGUUAGAAGCAGGUGGUGUGCUCAUUUCUGUUACCUCACAAUCAACAGAACAAGUAAACAGUAUGACUGACAGAGAACAGCCGAGAAGAUGUGCUAGUUUCACCCUGCCUCAUACAAAUAUACUAACACACUCACACGACACACACAUGCACACACUUCACAUAAAGAUCAGUAUUAAACAAACACACAUGGCAUGGUUGGUUCUGUCUCUCUCACACAUUCACACAGGGGUCCUUGCUCAGCUGCAGGCAGCCAGUACAAGGCCUGAAUGUAAUUUACUCAACGUCAUUGUUCGUGUACAAUAAAUUAUACAAAAAGGAAUAAUUGUGCUUAUUAGAACAUACAGAGAGAAAAGAUGUUUCUUUUGUAACUGGCUUUACAAAAUAAAUUAUUGUAUGUUACUGCAAGUUGUGAUUUAUUUUGUGCUUUUGUGUAAUAUCAUAUUAUAAGUUUCAUGAUUUGUUUACCAAUUGUUUGACAAUUUUAUUAUGCUGCCUGUUUUUUGCUAUCAUACACCAGGGGACGCCAUUUCUCUUUCAUUUUAUUAAUAAAUUCAUCUGGAUACUUGUU